AAAAAAAGAAGAAACCAGGCGGGGGAAAAAGUUGUUGUCAAGUUUUUGACAGCAGGGUUGAAAGUGUCGGUGCAAAGAGCGACAGUUAGCGGCAGCUCGGAGCGGGAAGAUGGCGCGGCGCUGCGGCUGUGCCACGUCUCGGUUAACUGAGGCGCAGCAAAAAUACCAUCGAAAGAAAGCAGCUACGGGUGUUUUGUUGUGUUUUUAUCUUCUUUUUCUUUCCUCUGCGGAGGCUGAACUAUACACAGCUUCCGACCAGCUCGUGAUAUUAACUCCGGAAAGUGUGAAGUCGGUUUUGGUGAACUCCACAGCUGCUAUGGUCGUGGAGUUUUACGCUUCGUGGUGCGGACACUGUAUCUCCUUUUCACCAAUUUACAAAAGGCUGGCCAGUGAUAUCAAAGAGUGGAAGCCAGCUGUGAACCUAGCAGCUGUAGACUGUGCUUCAGAGGAGAACAGGAAGGUCUGCACUGACUACGCAAUCAGAGGAUAUCCAACUAUAAAGUUCUUCCAUGCCUACUCCAAACCUGAUUCUCAAGGAGAGGAUUUUAAAGCUUUUCCCCGUGAUGUUCGUGGUCUUCGUCACAUAAUCAUAGACAAACUGGAAGCUCAUGAUGAGCCCUGGCCCCCUGCAUGCCCCCCACUGGAGCCCACCAGCCAAGCUGAGAUUGACGUCUUUUUUGAAACCAACACUGUCCAACACCUGGCACUGAUCUUUGAAGAUGAUGAAUCUUACAUCGGCCGAGAGGUAACCUUGGACCUGCUGCAGUUUGAGAACAUUGCUGUGAGGAGGAUCUUGAGUACUGAGAACGGUCUGGUGACCAAGCUGGGAGUGAGGGAGUUUCCAUCCUGCUACCUCUAUUAUCCUGGAGGCAACUUUACCAGACUCAGGGUCAACAUAGAGGCACGCACUUUCUACUCUUACGCCCUCCAGAGGCUGCCAGGGGUGGUGCGGUCAGGGAAGCCUCCACCUGUCUCCACAGGAAUACUGACCAACAGAACAGAGGAGCCCUGGAGAUCAUUCAACAGUUCCAGGGUGUAUAUGGCAGAUCUGGAGUCGACCCUCCACUAUUCCCUGCGUGUGGAAUUGUCUUCACAUACUGUUAUUCAAGGAGACGCCCUGAAUUCGCUCAAGAAAUACAUCUCUGUUCUGGCAAAGUACUUCCCAGGCCGUCCUGUGGUAAAGAAUCUGUUGAAGUAUUUAAACUCCUGGCUGCAGAGACAGACUUCAGAUCACAUUUCCUAUGAGGCAUUUCAAGAGAUAUUGGAUAACACAGCACAGCUUGAUGACACGGCAUUGCCUGAAGGCGUGAGGUGGGUGGGCUGCCAGGGUUCACAACCCCACUUCAGACGUUAUCCAUGUGGGGUGUGGACUCUCUUCCAUGUUCUCACUGUCCAAGCCAAGAACACCGGAAGUUCAGAUUGUCUGGAGGUUCUUAGUUCGAUGAGAAACUACAUCCACAACUUCUUUGGCUGCAGACAUUGUGCUGAACACUUUGAGAACAUGGCAAGAGAAGGUCUGCAGGGGGUUGAUUCGGUGUCAGCUGCAGUCCUGUGGCUGUGGUCCAGGCACAAUAUCGUCAAUAACAGAAUAGCAGGUGCAUUGAGUGAAGACCCCCUCUUCCCAAAGAUCCAAUGGCCUCCACCAGAAAUGUGCUCAGCUUGCCACACAGUGAAGGAGUACGGGGAGCACAAAUGGAACAAGGAGCAGGUUCUGUCCUUCCUCCUGUCCCACUUCAACUCCAGCAGUAUCCUUACAGACUACCUUGAGGAUGAAAGCCAGAUUCUGGAAAAACAAAGGGAGAGACACGCCCGCCGGCUCGAGGAGUUGGAAGCUAUGAAACCUGAAGGGAGGAAAGUCAGGGAUGUCUCGAACUUCAUUGUGGUUACUCCAUCAUCACUAUCCCCUGUGCAGGAAGAGGAAGAGGAGGAAGAGGAACCACAAGAUGAAGCAGCGGCAUAUGAUGAAGAAGAAGGUGGGGAGGGUGCCCCAGCAGCAGCUAUUGAGAUGGAGGGUAAGUCAUCUGAACCGACAACCUGGACCAAACCUGAAAUGGAAGUGGGUCACAACCGGCGUCAGGUUCACAAGAAACCAAGCAUAGUGGGAAUGAGGAUGCGAGAGCAGAAAGAGGACAUUGUGGAUCUUGAUUCAUUUGUUAACCAGCACUUCAAAGCCAAAGCUCUGCAGCUGGCUGCUUCCAGCCGGGUUAAACAGCGCACCCUGCAGAGGCAGAGGGAGGUGGAGCAGGAGCCCAGGCAUGUAUACAGACUCGGCAUGGAGCUGGACGCAGGGUUCGGCAUGGUGGGCCUGCAACCUUUGGAUGCAGACCUUGAUCUGGAUAUGGGGCAGCAGAAAAAGCGGCUGCUGAAGCGAGACCUAACAGGCCAGAACUUUGAAAGGGAUGUUGAGCUGAACCACAAGGCGCGCUGGAUGUCCAUGUUGAAUAUUGGCUUCUCAAAAUUGGACAUUAGCCUGUGUGUCAUUCUGUACUUCCUGUCCUCCAUGUGUCUUUUAGGCAUGUACCUAUUCUUCAAAAACCGCCUUAGGCGACGGCGGGUUAAAAUAGCUUUGCCCUGAACCAAAAAUGUAUGUAAAUUCCACAUCUCACUUUCACUGUGUUCAUAUCAGCAAAGUCUGGAGACACUUUCAAAAGGUGUUGUAACAAUGGAAGAAAAAGUAGGUGACAAUAUGUUCUGACAUGAACAUCAUUGAGGGUGUUAUGUCCAUGUGGAAAGGAGGAAAAGGGAGAUUAUGAUGGUUUUUUUUUUUUUUUUUUUUUUUUUUUUUUUUGCUUUUUGUUUUUAUCUAAUCUUGUAGUUCAUCUGCCCUCCAGAGCUUUUCAAGCAGCAAUUUAACUGUGAAAAAUAUGUGCACAUAGAUGUAUAUAUAUCCAUGAAUUCCUUUGAAUUUCUCUUUGUUCUGCACUUAGGGGUAAUUAGCUGUGCUCUCUGACUGUUUCACCACUGAUGAAGGAUAAAAUCAAACCCACUAUGAGCGGAAAGUAUUUGUUUAAUUUGUUAAGUGAAUGCAACAGUUUUGUGUUGUUUUUCUGCUUUGCUGAAAGUCUUCUGCCUAAAUUCACGUUUGUGUUUUAUAGUAGAGUGAGGACUUUGUAAUGCUAGUUCUCAAGUACUACAAAAACAAAAAUUUUAAUUUCAGUAAGGAUUUUUAUGUAUUUCCCUAAGUUAAAAUCAAAAGUUGAUUCGACUGCCACCCUUUCAGCCAGGAAAACUGGUGCUAAAAGUUGGUCUUUUUAUAAUAUCGCUGAAUAUCACAUCACACUGCUGAAUGCACAUCAUACUUUGGUUGUUGAUUAAAAACUGGAGUGAUGAAUAUGUUCACACUGGAUACAGUUUUAGGAUAAACGAGACAUGUUUUUGGGGGCUUGGCCAUGAUGAAUAACUUCUGUUGAUCAUGUCAAAACAUUUUUCUGUUUGCCUACAUCUGGCCCAAUAAAAUUAUUUUUGAUAA
Molecule: messenger RNA, 3469 nt
Organism: Melanotaenia boesemani (Boeseman's rainbowfish)
Lineage: Eukaryota; Metazoa; Chordata; Actinopteri; Atheriniformes; Melanotaeniidae
Gene: qsox1
Product: quiescin Q6 sulfhydryl oxidase 1
Exons: 13
Coding region: 110-2575 (821 amino acids)
Biological process (GO): protein folding
Cellular component (GO): Golgi membrane
Molecular function (GO): protein disulfide isomerase activity; flavin-dependent sulfhydryl oxidase activity
Source: RefSeq, a predicted model, not a curated record